CUCGAUACUUUUUCCAGCAAGUCAUGUCUUACCCAGAGCUAUGGGUAAGUUCGACGACAACGAGAGGAUAAUCCUCAAUGUUGGGGGAACCAGGCACGAAACAUACCGAACCACAUUAAGGACUCUGCCAGGCACACGGUUGGCUCUCCUCGCCUCCGAUUCUGACAUCGAGUCUGUUCUGGACCACCUGCAACAAGUUCCUGGCUUCAUUGAGUACAACGCGCGCAACAACGAAUACUUUUUCGAUCGCCACCCGGGAGUUUUCGCAUAUGUUCUCAACUACUACAGGACCGGGAAACUCCAUUGCCCGGCAGAUGUCUGCGGUCCACUCUUCGAGGAAGAGUUGUCAUUUUGGGGCAUCGAUGAGACGGACGUGGAGCCUUGCUGCUGGAUGACUUAUCGCCAGCACAGGGACGCAGAGGAGGCUCUCGAUGUCUUUGAAAUGAACGUGGACAACGGGGACGAUGAGGAUGAAAUUGGGAAAAGACUAGGUAUCGAAGAUGUAUCUCCUAAUCACGGCAAUGUCAGCUUUUGGAAAAAGUGGCAACCAGUGAUGUGGAAUCUAUUCGAAGAUCCCUACUCUUCCAAGGCGGCAAGGUUUGUGGCCCUUGCCUCCUUGUUUUUCAUCAUGGUCUCCAUCACCACGUUCUGCCUGGAGACCCACGAGGCGUUCAACACCAUCAUCAACAAGACGGAGGCGACGCGCGGCAACGACAGCACGCUGGACGCCGGCCCGCAGUACGAGAUCGAGACCGACCCAGCGCUCACCUACGUGGAGGGCGUCUGCGUCCUGUGGUUCACGCUCGAGUUCCUGGUGCGCGUCAUGUUCUGCCCGGACAAGCUGGAGUUCGUCAAGAGCCUGCUGAACAUCAUCGACUUCGUGGCCAUCCUGCCGUUCUACCUGGAGGUCAGCCUGAGCGGCCUGUCGUCCAAGGCGGCCAAGGACGUGCUGGGCUUCCUGCGCGUGGUGCGCUUCGUGCGGAUCCUGCGCAUCUUCAAGCUGACGCGCCACUUCGUGGGGCUGCGCGUGCUCGGCCACACGCUCCGCGCCAGCCUCAACGAGUUCCUGCUGCUGGUCAUCUUCCUGUCGCUGGGCGUGCUCAUCUUCGCCACCAUGAUCUACUACGCCGAGCGCAUCGGCGCCAACCCGGCCGACCCCACCGCCAGCGACCACACCAUGUUCAAGAACAUCCCCAUCGGCUUCUGGUGGGCCGUGGUCACCAUGACCACGCUGGGCUACGGCGACAUGUACCCGCAGACGUGGUCGGGCAUGCUGGUGGGCGCUCUCUGCGCCCUGGCGGGCGUGCUGACCAUCGCCAUGCCCGUGCCCGUCAUCGUCAACAACUUUGGCAUGUACUACUCGCUGGCCAUGGCCAAGCAGAAGCUGCCCAAGAAGAGGAAGAAGCACAUACCGCAGGGCGGUGCCCACGCCGGGGGGUCGCCCACCUACUGCAAGGCCGAGCUGCACGCCACCUGCAACAGCACGCAGGGAGACCUGUGCCUGGGGACGGCGCCCAGGAUGCUGGAGCGCAACCGAUCAGUGCUGUCGGCCGACUGCAGCGGAGGAAGUGACAUCACCACGUCGCCGGAGGAGCGCAUGCCCAUGCGGCGCUCGAGCACGAGGGAGCAGGACCGGCAGGACCGGCGCAGCGGGGGCACCUGCUUCCUGCUCGCCGCCAGCGACUACACCUGCCCGGCCGACGGAGGCAUCCGCAAGACAGAUAACUGCAAAGACCUUGUCUAUACUGGGUCCACGCAAGCAGAGAACAGCGUGCUAUCUUAAGGGGCAGAGAUACAGUACAAACCUGGCACUAAGGGAAACCCAUGGAUUCGGACACGUUGCCAUGGUGUUGAAACCCAGGACUGUAAAUCCUCCGAACACUGUCUGGGGAGUGGACGCCACCGCGUCAACAGGAAGUGGAGCCCUGUUCAUGUAUCAUUUGGAUUCCUUGAAAGAACAAAGAUUGGCUGGACAGUUUUUAUUUAUUUUUCAUUAUUUUCGUGUUUACUCCUACGUCCAAUGGCUGUUGUCCACAAGGAGCAAACCUACUGAGGACAUCGUAAACACACAGAUACUGACAAAUACAACAGACGGACACAAAAAUAAAGACACUAUUUCACCAAAAGGCCGAUACCCUGAUCCUCUCCACAUGCUACAAAACUGUACAUACUACAGACAACCUCUAGAGUGCAUCUGUACAACCAUGUCCAGUGCACUGUAUGUCUUUUUACUAGUGGGGCAGCUCCAUCUUGUGCAGUGAUCAGACUCACAUCUUGCCACCCUUACUAGCCCUGGCUUUUUUCCUUGCAAUAAGUGUACUAAGAUGUGUAGGCUUUGAGGCACUUAUAGGGGUUAUUCAUGAAGGUCACUGGCAGUUGGGCAGUGAUGGUAGGGGCCUGCUUCUAGCACGACAGACAGCGCCAUGACUCGCUUAUAGGACGAUCGCUGUUUGAUUUCUUAAACCGUGUCUGUGUCGACGGAUUACAGUGUUCUCUCCACCGUUAUUUCCAUGUGAUUCAUGUCAAAAUGACCAUCAAAUAAAACAAAAAAUAUGGACAAUCUGUGAUGGGUUGAAUCACAUGGUAGUGUUGCUGCUAUUUUUAUCAGAAAACAAAAACAAAACCUAACAAUAAAAAAAACAAACAAACAAAAAAAACAACUCAUUGGUACCCUUAUGGUUUUGUAGGAGUUACUGAGAGGCUUUUGUUCUGUAGUUUCCCCCCCUCUUAAUCUUACCGAGGCACACAAACACACAGAUACUGUACAUACACACACGCACACACACACACACACACACACACAGAGAGACACAACAACUUCUUUGUGUUGUUUCUAUUAAAAUAAUAAUUUAGGAUCAGGACAUUUAGCUUUAAAACUUCUCAGACUGAGCUUAUGUAGAGGAAGACACAGUUUGAUUGUCACCUCUUCUUACACACUGUCAAAGCAAAGAGAGUGUCUCUGCUAAAAUGAUAAUUUUAUUUCUUUAAUGAUCAAACUGUUUAAGAUGUCCAGACUUUGCGAGCCAACAUAGGCAGUGAUCCAUUUAUGAACUAGCUGGGAUUACUCACGACUGCCAAAUGAUGUGCCUCUACCAUACAGCUUAAUGAAUAGCCCCCAGAGUGUUGACAACCAUAGAUUAUUACUAAAUCCAGUUUAAUAAAAAACAAAUAUACUAAGCAUAGGAAGAAACAUUAUGUGGUAAGUUGAAUAAAUAUGACAUACAGCCAUCAGUGCUUGUAUUCCUUUUAAUAGUUUCAGUGGAUUUAAUGCUCCUAUGUGUGUGUGUGCGUGUGCGUGUGCGUGUGCGUGUGUGUGUGUGUGUGUUUGUGUGUGAUUGAACAUUGGAUAGGAUCCAACUAAAUUGAAGCUCAGUGCUGAAUCCCACUCCAUUUCAGGGCAGGAUUGCCAGCUUCCAGUAACAGUUGAAUCUGGCAUCUUCAAGCUUUACUUGAAAACAGCCCAUCAAAAAGGAUUCUGAUCCUAUUUGCAAUAACGUUCCAAAAUGAAUUGCACCGAUUCACACUGUGAUGUCAAUGUCAUUCAGCUGACACAGUCUCAAUACUGGGAGAAGAAGUUCAUUUGAAAAC
Molecule: messenger RNA, 3588 nt
Organism: Sardina pilchardus (European sardine)
Lineage: Eukaryota; Metazoa; Chordata; Actinopteri; Clupeiformes; Clupeidae
Gene: kcnc2
Product: potassium voltage-gated channel, Shaw-related subfamily, member 2
Exons: 5
Coding region: 41-1783 (580 amino acids)
Biological process (GO): protein homooligomerization; potassium ion transmembrane transport
Cellular component (GO): axon terminus; presynaptic membrane; neuronal cell body membrane
Molecular function (GO): delayed rectifier potassium channel activity; protein binding
Source: RefSeq, a predicted model, not a curated record